Molecule: messenger RNA, 4336 nt
Organism: Amoebophrya sp. A120
Lineage: Eukaryota; Dinophyceae; Syndiniales; Amoebophryaceae
Source: the annotation of a GenBank genome assembly
UUUGUGAGUCGAGUAUCCAUUUAUACUUUCUGACCAAAUAAAGUGCUGACUUUCAGUCGGAGCGCACCAGGCCAAAGCGAUUGUGCGAGCGGAGGCGUGGCACGAGUUUUGUUUUACGCAAAAAAAAAUAGAACCAAUUAACUCAAAAAAAUACACUUUUGCUCUCGUUUUUUGUCGGCUACGCGACCUUAUCUGAGACUGAGUUGCAGCACGACCAAGACGAUAUUCUAAUACUACAUUGACAACUGUUUCGCCACUAGAACGUGAUCACAUGACGUCCUCUUCGAGCAGCUCGAUACACGCUGCAGCAGCAGCUUCAGGAGAUGGAGAGCAACCUCCACUCAUGGUCAUGCUCGGCCCUUGGCGGUACAUCCUGGACCUGAAUGCCUCCGACGAUGCCCCAGACCGACACAGACGAGUGCCAGUGCACUCCAAUACAUCCUCGAACACGUCGCCAGAUAUUUUCAACUCGCAACAGAAACAAGCCACGUCAUCUUUCUCCGACCUCCAAAUGCUCAUUGGCGCGAAGAUUUCGGACCAGCAGAAGAACCUGACCUCCUUACAAACUACCUUGCAGGGAAUUCAGGGUUUGAAUGCCGCUAUGAACUGCAAAAGUAUCGUACUCGUAUAAAUGCAUUACAAAUUUUCUCAGCAUGAGAAAUAAAAUUUGUGAUGCUGAUUUACCUCAAGAGAAAGAUUUGGAAUGCAAGACUUGCAUUUAUACGAAUACGCUACUUCUUUUGCACAGGAUAGCCGCGGCGCAGAUUAACGAGCAGGCGGUGGUGGACUCGUUGAACAGCCUGAAAACGAUAUCACAGUGAAAAUUGCACCCACCCCCAAAGUCGCAAAAACUUGUUAUGCGAAGUUUCCAAAUGAAAAUUUUUUGUCAUGCAUGAACGAAGUAUGAAUCUUUCUGAUGCAGAGUCUAGGCGUGUAUCGCAUCACUUGUAUGACAAGCGCCGCUCUUGCUGGCGUCUUUUGCAAUACAAAUUUUUGCUAUUCACGAUUGGAAAAAAUCUGUGAUACUGAUAGAUGCAAGAGUGCGAGUGUUUCGUUUGGAUUUGGAAUGAAAGGUUUGCAACACAAAUGCUCCCAAGUUCGGGGAUCUUGGGUGCAUUUUUCACCUUGAUAAACGAAGAUUUUGGAAACGGGCAAGACCGCGGACGAUUUGCUGCAGUUUUUGCAGUUCGUCCUGAGCUCCGAAGCAGAGGAAGAACAAAAUGGCCACGUCGACGACACAAGAACCAGGGCCGUUCGCGAGGCGGGGAAGUGGCUGCGCGAUUUUGCGGACCCUGCAAUGGGGGAUUUGGUGGAGUGGUUCAACACAAAACUAGAGCCACAACUGGACAACUACGUCUUUGGAUACUCUUACGACUCGCAAAUUAUGUGUCCGGGUCUGGGCUGGUGAGGAAAUUUGUGAUGCUUGUAUUGCAGUUUUGGGCAGUUCAUCUGGAAAAUUUUCACGUGUUGUCGUAUGGCACCAAGAGCAAGAUGAAGUACAUAUGCGCAGCUUCCUUUGUCGUGCGCUCUGAAAUUCUGCUUCGAAAAUAUGUCACGCGUCGUGAUUCAUUUCAAUUUCAUCUGCACGUAGAAAAGAUAAAGAAGCUUAGCGCCACCUCCAUGAAAUAAAUCAUGCUUAUCGCAAGAAAUCCGCUUGAUAUGCUGACAAAGAUUUGCGAUGCAUAAGUCGCAGUGGCGUUCUCUCGGUAUGGCGGAAUGUACGAGAAGGAAAAGGCGGGGCCGUGACCACGAGGACCUCCGUAUUGUCUUCUUCUCGUUUUGCACAUCUACUAUUCCUGUCAAUUACCAGUAACUCUUAGUUGUUUUCGAUGAUACACUGAGCAGUUGACGUUAACGAAAAAAAGGAGCGUGCCUCCUGUGUGGUGCUAUGCGUUUUUCAUUGAAUUGUAUGCGUAACUGACCUCCUGCUUCAUAUGAUACACCAGCCGGCGACUGGACCUGCCUCGUUUGCACGAGUGGCACCACAAACUUUGCAACCCGUAUCAGUUGCUGCAAGUGUGGCUCCCAGAGAACACCGAUGCGGGUACCCGGAACACAGCAGCUCCACGACCCGCUGCAGAGGGAGACGGCGGACCACAGCAGAACUUGGCUCGUCCGUGACUUGUCGGAAGACGAGCAAGCGCGGGCGGUUCUCUUCCAGUUUAGGACCCAGACGGGCGAGUACAGCCGCUGCGACAUGAAACUGUUGGUGCGCAACGCGUUGCGGGCACUGCCGGAGGCGUAUCUGCAAUGCGUGCACGACUACGCGGUUACUACGUUCGGCGGUUAUCCCAUGGAAAAGCAGGCACCUGUUCCCGAUAGUACUCUACAAGGAAAUAUAAAGGAAAAUCAGGAAAAAUCUCUGCGAGUCCUCGCGCAUGACAAAUUUGAUGCCGUGUCAGGGUUGUGCGUAGAUUCUAGCUUGCGUGGCCGCAUUACUAAAGCCGCCUUUUUUUCCUGAAGAUUCGAGCACCACAAAGGGUCCCGGUGCAAAAGAGCGUUUUAAGUAAACGUGGGGCCACGCAUGAGACACAUUCUGGGCAUGCGGAUUUGCAUGACAAAUGUUGGAUGGGCACGUUUCUUCACAGAAUACCUGCACGGUGCUGUUUGCGUCCACCGCGGCGGCGUCGGGGGUCAUUGCUCUCCAGGAGAUGAUCUUCAGUAUCCUGUGUAAAAACCGAUAGCCAUUAAUAUACGCUGAAGUCAAGAUGCAAUGUCUGCUAGAGCACAAACAAAGCAGAAGCUUUGCGAUUUCCGCAUGACAAGCCUCGAGAAGCACUGUACUUACUUAGUAUGAAAGCCAGGAACCCAAAGCCAGUUUUUAUCAGAUCCUGACCAGCGCAUGACUAACAACUGCUCCCAGUCCCAGACGUAAGAAUAAGGGGCAUUCACCAUAGUUCCAUGAAAAGCCGCAGAAGAGAUUUUGACUUGUUUGGCAUACAAAUAUCCACGUGAGGCCUUCGGGUGUUGGAUAUCGGUUUAUUUUACACUGGAUGUUCGGCUGUGCUACUCUUCGGGCCAACAACUCCGGUUACUGGCAGCAAGAGAUAACAAAAGCGGUGUUUUCAGCGAUUGGGGGCCCGACUAGCAGUGUAGAGCAGGAGAAGAACAGCGACGCUCUGGUAGCGACUCUCUCGCAAGGAGCUGCGAGUCACGUAGCGGCCCCAGCAGUGCGGCCGCGUCUCCUUUCGCAUGACUCUUCUGCGACUUCAGUGCUGCCAUCUUCUUCUUCAACAACCACCGCAGCAGCUGCGACACAAAAACUACAGAAGCCGGCUGUAAUAUCGCGGGGCGCCACUACUACAGAUGACGAGCAGAAAAAUUGUUCUGCCAGCAACGCCAACGCCAAACCCGAAAGCGAACAAACUGUCCCGCAGCACGCCAAAACCACAGAUCCCACGGGUGGCUGGAGGUGCCCAACUUGCAACGCGCUCAACUUGCCCUUCGCCAGUCGAUGUACUCGAGGCUGCAAGUCGAAAGCGCUCGUCCAGCUGGCGCCGGCACUGGCUGCCAAAAAGGCGGCAGCACGUGUUGUUGCGGAGACAACUUCUACUACUUUGUGCGGGGGAACAAGCACGAACUACCUGGGUGCCGGAGCAGCAGGCGGUCUCGAUCACAAGCCCCAGGUUGGUCGUGCAGAAAGCGCUGACGAUGCUGGAUUUUCUGCACACCAGGAAGAAGAAAUUUCUGCUGCAGAUGAAAACAACGACCAAACCGAAACACCAAAAACUGUCCAGGCGGAUAAUGGUACUGAUGCAAGGGUCGCAGAUAUCAAGAAGCGGUUGGCGACAAAAGUGCGGGUAGAAGGGUGCGCGUCCGCUGCAAGCGAAGGUUCGAAACAGCGCAGCGGGAGAAACGGUUGGAUGCCGCCGGAAUCGGAGGACGAGGGCGACUUGGUCGACGACACAGCGCAGGGCUGCAGUGGCAUUGAAGAAAUGUCUUCUCGCCGCCGGGGGGACCAGCUCGACUGCGAUGAGAGUCUGCAAGGAGGUGCGAAGCGGCAAAAGACCGGACCGGCGCGGGUUUCGCAAGAGCAGGAGCAUCUUCGCGGGGGCAGCAGACAGGACAAACUGGUCGCGCUGGCGCUGCUCGCGAAGGGUGCGCGGGGGAUGAAGAGGUGAGGACGUGGCGAGGACCACGGAAAGAGGUAUUACAACACUUGUGGUCAUCUUACCUGCAUGUGUAGCCUAGGAAAAACAACGAACCAAUAAUGGCGAAGAGCUGCAAAAGGCGACGUCCGUGUUGAAUGCAAGCUAGACCAGACUGAAAAAGAAAAUGAAAGACGAAGAUGGCUGUCAGUCGCAUCCGUGAUUGAUCCGUAUCUACCAAUCCCAAG